Messenger RNA from Capsicum annuum, 2113 nucleotides. Its product is annotated as cytochrome P450 87A3. Gene Ontology annotation, molecular function: oxidoreductase activity, acting on paired donors, with incorporation or reduction of molecular oxygen; monooxygenase activity; heme binding. Bases 566 to 1987 code for a protein of 473 amino acids. The transcript has 9 exons. Gene Ontology annotation, biological process: sterol metabolic process. The record is from RefSeq and is a predicted model, not a curated record. Lineage: Eukaryota; Viridiplantae; Streptophyta; Magnoliopsida; Solanales; Solanaceae.
AGGGUUUAUUGUAUGCAACCUUAUAUUGUAUUUCUACAAGAGACUGUUUUCACGGCUUGAACUAGUUACCACUUCGUCACAUGACACCAAUUUUACCAGUUAAUUCAAGGCUUCCCUUCAUAUCUAGAGUGUGAGAGAGAAAAGAGAGGAAGGAUCGUGUAAGCUUCAUCGUUAUGUUAGGCUUUUUCUAUUAUUCAUUUUUAAAUAUGUCCGUUGACAAAAGAAUGAGGGUGUUCUCAACGCAAAAAAAUUAUUCUGGCUAAUACUAUUCUUAUCUCCAACUACUUGUACAGCUUUUUUUUUUUGAGCAACCAACUUGAAAAAACAAUUAAAAUUAUUAUUCUAAUAAUUAGUUGUAAUUCUAGCCUGCCUAUUUAAGUACUCCUCCUCGUGGAUAUGGAGUACAUGACAGCAGUUUCUUCUCAUUCUACAAGUCUUUUUCUCCACAACAUCUCCUACCAUUACUCUCCCACUUCCUAUUGAUAAUAUAACUAUUACAUUUCCUUUUUUUCUUUGAACAAUCUUUUCAUUUAUUAUUACUUCUCCAACAUCUGCAUUUACUAAGAUGAUAUCUCUUGGUAUGUGCAUUGGAGUUUUUCUUGUUAUGAUCAUUAUACAUUGGGUUUACAACUGGAGGAAUCCCAGAUGCAAUGGAAAACUCCCACCAGGUUCAAUGGGCUGGCCAUUACUCGGUGAGACCAUUCAGUUUUUUGCCCCAAAUACAACAUCAGAUAUUGCUCCCUUUGUGAAGGAAAGGGUGAAAAGGUAUGGACCGAUUUUCCGAACCAGUGUGGUGGGACGUCCUGUUAUAGUAUCUACAGACCCGGACCUUAAUUACUUCAUCUUUCAGCAAGAGGGACAGUUGUUUCAGAGCUGGUAUCCAGAUACAUUCACUGAGAUAUUCGGAAGGCAAAAUGUAGGUUCCUUGCAUGGUUUCAUGUACAAGUACUUGAAGAACAUGGUACUGAACCUUUUUGGUCCUGAAAGUCUGAAAAAAAUGAUGCCUGAGGUUGAAGAGGCAGCAAAAAAUAAAUUGAAGAGGUGGUCGGGUCAAACAAGUGUAGAGAUGAAGGAAGCAACUGCCAAUAUGAUAUUUGAUCUAACUGCAAAAAAGCUAAUCAGCUAUGAUUCUGAGACCUCAUCAGAAAAUCUGCGGGAAAGUUUUGUAGCUUUUAUACAGGGAUUGAUUUCCUUUCCUAUAAACAUCCCUGGAACUGCCUAUCACAAGUGCUUACAGGGAAGAAAGAAGGCAAUGAAGAUUUUAAAGACAAUGCUAGCAGAAAGAAGAGCAAAGCCUAGGAAGGAACAAGCUGAUUUCUUUGAUUAUGUCCUAGAAGAACUUCAAAGGAACGACACAAUCCUCACAGAGGCAAUAGCUCUGGAUUUGAUGUUUGUACUGCUCUUUGCCAGCUUUGAGACCACCUCUCUGGCUAUAACUUUAGCUACUAAAUUUCUUCACGAUCAUCCUUUGGCUUUAAAAGAAUUAACAGAGGAACAUGAUGCAAUAAUUAGAAGCAGAGAAAAUCCUGCUUCUGGGCUUACAUGGAAAGAAUAUAAAUCAAUGAAAUUUACCUUUCAGGUCAUUAAUGAAACAGUCAGACUGGCAAAUAUUGUUCCUGCUAUCUUCCGAAAAACACUAAGAGAUAUCAACUUCAAAGGGCAUACCAUUCCAGCUGGUUGGGCGGUUAUGGUUUGUCCUCCAGCUGUACACUUAAACCCUGCCAAAUAUCAAGAUCCCCUUGACUUCAAUCCAUGGAGAUGGGAGGGAAUAGAACUGAAUGGAGCAUCUCGAAAUUUCAUGGCUUUUGGUGGUGGUAUGAGAUUUUGCGUAGGAACAGAUUUCACUAAGGUGCAGAUGGCUGUCUUUCUCCACUCACUCGUGACCAAAUAUAGGUGGCAAACAAUUGAAGGAGGAAACAUAGUGCGGACUCCUGGUUUACAGUUUCCAAACGGCUACCACGUUAGGAUAUCGGAAAAAGAUGAGUAGAUACAAUAGCCAACACACGGUAGAUGGGAUAGUCAGUAAAAGUGGCUAAAGACAAUACCAGGAAUUCAAACAUACCCGGAUAUUCUCAAAGCAGCAGAAGAUAUUGCCGCUGAAAGAAUGCUGGGA